This is a messenger RNA of Populus nigra (black poplar), 977 nucleotides long. RefSeq names its product histone H4. Gene Ontology annotation, biological process: nucleosome assembly. The transcript has 2 exons. Lineage: Eukaryota; Viridiplantae; Streptophyta; Magnoliopsida; Malpighiales; Salicaceae. The coding region runs from base 169 to 480 and encodes 103 amino acids. The record is from RefSeq and is a predicted model, not a curated record. Gene Ontology annotation, molecular function: structural constituent of chromatin; protein heterodimerization activity; DNA binding. Gene Ontology annotation, cellular component: nucleosome.
GCGGAUCGUCCCCUAAGCACCCUCCUUCACGUGUCCUUAUAAAUACGACUUGUCUCCCCAUUUUAUUUCAUCACACAAACAAACAAGUCUCUCCCUCUGGAUUUCGAUUCUUCACCUGGAGAUUCAAUUCCAAGUCUGCAGUUCAGAUCCUCUCAUUAACUGAAGAAAAUGUCUGGACGUGGAAAGGGAGGCAAGGGUCUGGGAAAGGGAGGAGCCAAGCGUCACCGUAAGGUUCUUCGUGAUAACAUUCAAGGUAUCACAAAGCCUGCAAUCCGCCGUCUUGCUCGUAGGGGUGGGGUCAAGCGUAUCAGUGGUUUGAUCUAUGAAGAGACUCGUGGUGUCCUCAAGAUCUUCCUUGAAAAUGUUAUAAGAGAUGCUGUGACCUACACCGAGCAUGCUCGCCGCAAGACUGUCACUGCCAUGGAUGUGGUGUACGCACUCAAGAGGCAGGGAAGAACUCUAUACGGUUUCGGUGGUUAGGGCUUUUGAUUUUAGAACAAGUCUUGUUGUCAAGAAAUUUGCCUUUUUUGGGGAUUGUAAUUAGAUUGGUAAUUAGGGUUUUUAGGUACUGUUUUGUAAGUAAGGUAAGGGUUUGGGUUGAUGGAUUUAACUUUGGGUUUUUGUUUGGGAAUGGAAUGGUGGUGUUCGGGAUCAAAUUUUGAUGGGCCCUUUGCUUUUUACUUAAUGGUUUGGACUUUCUGUCAAUUUGUGGACCGAGCUCCUUUGAUAGAUAGAGGCGGGUUACAUCAAUGUAGCAUGGCGGGAUUGGAGAUAACACACAGUGUUCGGGUCUCCUCGGAAAUCAACUCUGAAAGUUUUGGGACCCUGAAGGCCAUGUGCUCCGCUUAUCAGGGAACAUGAGUUGACCCUGUAAAGAAGGAAAUUAUUGUCCCUUUUCUAUGACGGAGCCCGUUUGUGUUUUUUAUUAUUUAAAAGUAUUUUUAAUAAAAAAUAAUAUUUAUUCUUUUUUCUUUAAA